UUGUAAACAAUAGGCAUUUGUUUGAUUCCCUUCCGUUUUUAGCUCUCCAGAUAAUCCCACCAUGUUUGAACGCAACCAGAAGACGAUCUUCGUGCUGGACCACACGCGUUACUUCAGCAUUGCCAGCGAGGAGUACAUCUCGAUGGACUUUCUUAAGGGAAAACCUUCUGCGGACAGCGGUGGACCGGGAGCAGCGGGAAACGCAUCUGGCGGUGGAGGAGGUGGUGGAUCCCAGUUCAGCAAAAGCCUCUGGACGUGCGCCUGUGAAUCUUCCAUCGAAUAUUGCCGCGUAGUUUGGGAUCUCUUCCCGGGAAAGAAGCACGUGCGCUUCAUCGUUUCAGAUACAGCGGCACACAUUGUGAAUACCUGGAGUCCCAGUACGCAAAAUAUGUCGCACGUGAUGAACGCUAUGGUGAUGGUGGGGGUGCCCUCCCGCAAUGUGCCCACUCCCUCAGACUACUCUGUGAUCCACGGAUUGCGAGCCGCUAUUGAGGCGCUUGCCGAACCCACAGAUGAGCAGUUGGCGGCGAUGGCCGACUUUGGUCCCGAGGAAGUGACACGAAUUCCCAACAAGGGUCGCGUCAUCUGCAUCACCUCGGCGCGAGAUAACACCAGCAUGAAGAGCUUGGAGGACAUCUUUAAUACGGUUCUGGUCCAGCAAAAUGCCUUGGCAGCGCCGCCCGCUAAGAAGGGUCUGGCAAUUGAUCACUGCCAUCUAGUUAUACUUAAUAUUGUCCCACUGGGCGUUGAAUCACUGGUCACCAAUCGCAGCCUGCUUAAUAUCUCUCCGCUGCUCGAUGUGGAGAUCCACACGGUUAGUGCCCCGGACAUCUCGUACAAGCUGACACACCUAAUCCUGAAUCACUAUGACCUGGCCAGCACUACGGUUACUAACAUACCGAUGAAGGAGGAACAGAACGCUAACUCCAGCGCCAACUACGACGUGGAAAUCCUUCAUAGCCGGAGGGCUCACUCAAUAACUUGUGGCCCAGACUUUAGCCUACCCACAAGUAUAAAGCAAGGUGCCACAUACGAAACGGUAACCCUCAAGUGGUGCACACCGCGCGGUUGCGGCUCUGCAGAUCUGCAACCCUGCCUGGGACAGUUCCUGGUAACGCCAGUGGACGUGACCUCUCGGCCCAGCUCUUGUCUUAUUAACUUUCUCCUUAACGGGCGCUCUGUAUUGCUAGAAAUGCCAAGAAAGACGGGCUCCAAAGCUACCAGUCACAUGCUAUCUGCCCGUGGCGGAGAGAUCUUUGUGCAUUCCCUGUGCAUCACGCGGUCCUGCAUGGAUGAGGCUCCAGCGAUUGCAGACGGGCCCGGAGGACGCGUCUCGGACUACCGCACCGCGGAACUGGGACAGCUUAUUAAGAUGUCACGAAUGGUGCCACUGAAAGUUAAGGACCCGUCUGCUGCAAAUUUAACGCGCCGUUUGCCACGCUACUUCCCCCUGACCACCAGCUCAUCGAUCCUGUUUCACCUACAGCGUCAGAUUAGUUGGCUACCACACUUUCUUCACCUUUUGGUCAAGGAGGAUAUGGAUAAGCAGGAGGAGGUGCGGUGCCAGCAGCACAUCCACGAACUCUAUAAAAGCGCCUCACGCGGCGAUGUUCUGCCCUUCACCCACACUAAUGGAGCCAGGCUAAAGCUUUCCAAGGCCAAGGACCAGUAUCGCUUGCUGUAUAGAGAGCUGGAACAACUUAUCCAACUAAAUGCCACCACAAUACACCAUAAGAAUCUGCUGGAAAGUUUGCAAAGUUUACGAGCAGCCUACGGCGAUGCGCCACUUAAAUCGGAAUCAAGUGCCGGUCUUUUACGAUCAUACACCGAAUCCCCACUCUCACCUGAACGCCUGGAACCCAUCAGCAGCGGCAGUGCCAGUGGUAGCAACAACUCCAAUAGCCUUCUCAAGGCCAGCAAGCGUCGCAUGUCCAGUUGUGGCCAAAGGUCCCUGCUGGAUAUCAUCUCCUCGGCAGAGCGAAGUCAGUCUAACAAACGAUUGGAUUUCUCUGGUCGCCUUUGCACGCCGUUGGGGCAAGUGGCUAAACUGUAUCCAGACUUUGGCAAUAAGGAGAAAGACUCCGUAACGACGGGACCCACCAUUACGCCGAAUGUUAAGGAGGAAUCAAUUCGGAGUUAAAUAGGAUUACAGAGUCCCGACUUUAAAAUUGUAUUUAUAGAAUGAAACUUUAUGAAAAGUCCUAAAAGAUAACUUUUUGUUAGGAAUCGGUUGAGUGUUGCAAUUAAGUAUUUUUCUGUGAGUUUUUGACUUGCCUCUAAGCCAAUUUUAUUCCUUUGAUUCAAUCUCUUUUUAAGGCUGGGAAAAGCCAAUUUAUGAAAAUACUUAGAAUACUUAUAUUACUUCAUGUCAGCUGCCUCAAAAUGAAUUAGUUUAUGAUUCAAUUUAAAUGUUUAACUUAAGAUAUUAUUUUCCAGCGGAUGAGAUCAGUCUGUUUUUGAUCUUUCCCCAUAUCCAUUAAUAAACGUAUUUUAAAUUAAA
This is a messenger RNA of Drosophila eugracilis, 2500 nucleotides long. RefSeq names its product protein asunder (gene asun). Bases 62 to 2140 code for a protein of 692 amino acids. Gene Ontology annotation, biological process: centrosome localization; regulation of mitotic cell cycle. The transcript has 3 exons. Lineage: Eukaryota; Metazoa; Arthropoda; Insecta; Diptera; Drosophilidae. The record is from RefSeq and is a predicted model, not a curated record. Gene Ontology annotation, cellular component: integrator complex.